Aplosporella prunicola CBS 121167 is the source of this 846-nucleotide messenger RNA. RefSeq lists its product as uncharacterized. Lineage: Eukaryota; Fungi; Ascomycota; Dothideomycetes; Botryosphaeriales; Aplosporellaceae. The coding region runs from base 237 to 722 and encodes 161 amino acids. The transcript is spliced from 2 exons. The record is from RefSeq and is a predicted model, not a curated record.
CAACCACCAUCUUUUUUGUUGUUGUCCAAUUACCAUUUUCGGACCACACAGCUUCCAUCGAUAGCGUUGUGUCUUAGACAUUACAUCGGCUCAAAUUCCCGUUCACUACAUCAUGGGACGCCGCAACCCAUCGUGCCUCCGCGUUGCGACCGCUGGUCUUAACCACAUAGGUCCUGCGACGGAGUCACCGUUCACCUCGACGCAGUACCAGUUUAUGGCCUCGGAAGCCAGCGCGUAUGAGGAAAUGGCAUCCCCACAGUUCGACGCGCUCGCGUGGUCGAAGAAGACGGACAUCCAGCUCGAAAGGAUCCUCAACCCUCAGUCGGACGAGGAUUUGGCCUUUGACGCGUCUGGAUCUGAAAAGCAAGACCAGUCCAGCGAGACAUCUGAGAGCACCGAACGCUCUGAUUCCGAGUCGAGCACUCGCCAGGUCCCACCAAAGAGGAGAGCAACUCGCAGGCGGACAUACACCCAGGAGCACCAAUAGCUCUCUGAACAGCAACUUUGCAAACCAAACCAAACCAAACCAAACCACGUUGCCAGGGGGUCACUGCAGCCAUUGGUCCGAUGGAGGUCAGUCGGAGGCCCACAUUUUCUGCAGAUGCCCCGCACUCCUCAGCAGUAGUGGGUGUACGCCCACAUCAGCCGUGAAGCGGGGGUCCUCCACCCAGAGACAGGCGGACCAAAACCUUACAGCACCAGCCUUUCCAGCUGUGCUGUAAGCUUUUUUAUUCUUACAGCUGCAUUUGGGUACACCUAUUCCCGGGACCAGAGACCUGAGGGCGCAGACAGAUUGCAAAACGACCGCCCUCGUCUCUGCGACUGAAAUUGCCGCGAACACAUCAU